CUGCAGUACGAAUAUCCCAUCCUACGUUAGAUUUCUUGAUAUAACACACCUGGGACCAUUGGGGUUGAUUGAUGCGUAAUUCCAUAAUUCAACUGCUCAUUCAUUUAAUCACGGAUUGUACUGUGCUGCACUUUCGAAUUGGGGCAGGCAGAGAAGGCAAAGGAAAGGAAAUAGUAUCUAUCUCCCUACCUACCCACCUACACAAUGUCUUCUUCGACAGGUCUUAGGAGAGAGGUAAUUGGGAUUUAUAAAGAACUCCUCCACCUCGGACACUCCUACCCCCUCGGCUACACCUAUUUCCGCACGCGUUUACACCGCGCUUUUAUGGGUAAUGCGUAUUUGACCACUGUGGCCGAGAUACGCGCGGGGAUUGAGCGGGCGGAGUUUGUGAGGAAGGGUAUGUCUUUUUUUCUUCUUUUUUUUUUGGUUGAUUUCUUUUUUUUGAGAGUUUUUUGGAAGGGGGGGGGAGGGGGUUCUAGGGUUUGA
This is a messenger RNA of Botrytis porri, 486 nucleotides long. RefSeq lists its product as uncharacterized. The record is from RefSeq and is a predicted model, not a curated record. NCBI's taxonomy places the organism in Eukaryota, Fungi, Ascomycota, Leotiomycetes, Helotiales, Sclerotiniaceae. The coding region runs from base 205 to 486 and encodes 93 amino acids. Gene Ontology annotation, biological process: respiratory electron transport chain. The transcript is spliced from 4 exons. Gene Ontology annotation, cellular component: mitochondrion.